Anas platyrhynchos (mallard) is the source of this 492-nucleotide messenger RNA. The record is from RefSeq and is a predicted model, not a curated record. Lineage: Eukaryota; Metazoa; Chordata; Aves; Anseriformes; Anatidae.
AUGCAGAUCAGCUCAUCUUUUUGUUAUAGUCAUAUGCUGCUGAAAUUGAGCCACGGCAAGGAAGACUUCCUGACAAAGGUAGUGGAAUCUUUGGCAAACAAAAGUGGUUCAUCUGCACUGUUUGAUCAUCUCUUCAAGAGUGGAGUUUCCAGAGAGAGGUCUUUCCUUGGUACAGAGGAUAUCGGAAAUGUCAGUACGCAAGCACCAGCGCUAGCGGAACUUCAUAAAUAUGAUGUUGGUGCCGUUCGAAUGCACAAUGGUAGUCUCCAGCACCUCGUGUGGCUUUGUUUGCAGUGGAUCUUGAUGUCAGCAUUCCCCCCAGUGCGCAGAUGGCUAAAACAAAUUUUUCACUUGCCCCAAGAAACAUCAAGACUAGAGACAGAUGCUCCUGAAUCCAUUUGCCUGUUAGAUCUUGCAGUAAGUAAAUUUUCCCAGUUCUUAGAUGUACUAUGCAGUUUAAGAGUUUUUAUUAUCUAAUACCUUUUAUUUGUU